AUGAUAGAAAAUUUUAAUGUUCAUGCAGAACGAAAAGUGAAAAAUGAGUUUAAAUAUCUCAAAGAUUCCAUUAUAGAUCUGGAAUACAGAAUGCGUAUGUUCCAUAAAAAGCUAGAGAAUAUUGUCGAACAAUGUCAGUAUAUGUAUUCAGAUAAUUAUGAUUAUAAUAGCAAUACCUCAAAUUCUGAAACUGAAUUAUCUGAUGAUGUAGAAAUUCUCACAUGCACCUCAAAGCCAGCAAAAAAAUUACACGAGUCUAAAGACCUCGGCUCUAUCCAUUCUAAACCUAAAAAGAAACGAAAUAAGAACAAG
Dentiscutata erythropus is the source of this 312-nucleotide messenger RNA. The record is from the annotation of a GenBank genome assembly. Lineage: Eukaryota; Fungi; Glomeromycota; Glomeromycetes; Diversisporales; Gigasporaceae.